GUAUUAUAAUCGCAAUUAAGCAUUCCAAACUAAACUAAGCCAACACUUAGCCAUGGGCGGCGCCCUGCGGAGCUUCCUCCUCUCCUACCCGGAGUUCCUCCUCGCCGCCGCGUGCUUCCUCGCCUUCUCGGCCAUCCGCCGCGCGCGCUCCGCCCGGCGGCGCGCCGAGGCGGCGCCGGUGAGCUGGCCGGUGGUCGGCAUGCUGCCGUUCGUUGUCAGCAACGCCGGCCACAUCCUCGACGCCGCCGCCGGCGCGCUCCGCGAGCUCGGCGGCACGUUCAUGUUCCGCGGCCCGUGGCUCGUCGGCGCCGACUUCCUCGUCACCUGCGACCCGGCCGUCCUCCACCACUGCCUCGUCGCUAACUUCGGCAACUACGACAAGGGCCGCGACUUCGCCGAGAUGUUCGACGUCGUCGGCGACGGGCUGCUGGUGGCGGACGCGGCGGCGUGGCCGCCGCAGCGGCAGACCGCCGCGACCGUCUUCACCUCCGCCGCGUUCCGGUCCUACGUGGUGUCCACCGUCGAGAGGCAGGCGCGGCGGCUGCUGGUGCCGUUCCUCGACCACCACGCCGCCGGGGCGGCAGGGCGGUGCGUCGUCGAGCUCGAGGACGUGUUCAUGCGGUUCUCGCUCGACGUGUCGUACGCCGUCGCGUUCGCCGCCGACCUCGACUCGCUGUCGCUCGCCAACGCCGCCGCGCCGUACCCGCCGUUCGGCGAGGCGACGAGGGUCACCGGCGAGGCCGUUCUGUUCCGGCACAUCGCGCCGACGGGGCUGUGGAAGCUAAUGAGGUGGCUCAACGUCGGCGUCGAGAGGAGGAUGGCCGAGUCCAGAGCGGUGCUCGACGAGGUCGUCUACCGCGAGAUCGCCAGCCGGAAGUCGCGCCCGCUCGCCGUCGCCGGAGACGACCUGCUGUCCAUGUACAUGGCAUCGCCCAGCGACCCCGCCAUGACUGACGAGCAGAAGGACCGUUCGCUCCGGGACACCGCCGUCGGCUUCAUGUUCGCGGCCAAGGACCUCAUCGCCGCGGCGCUCGCCUGGCUCUUCUACAUGAUCUGCACGCACCCGCACGUCGAGGCCAAGAUCCUCGACGAGCUCAAGUCCCUGCGCCCCACCGCCGCCGACGACGACGGCGCACCCGUCGUGUUCGACAGCGACACGCUACGGUCGGCUACAUACCUGCACGCGGCGGUGCUCGAGACGCUGCGGCUGUUCCCGUCGGCGCCGUUCGAGGAGAAGGAGGCGGCCGGCGACGACGUGCUGCCGGGCGGCACGACGGUGGCCAAGGGCACCCGGGUGGUGUUCUGCCUCUACGCCAUGGGGAGGAUCGAGGGUAUAUGGGGCGGCGACUGCCGGGAGUUCCGGCCGGAGCGGUGGCUGACCGCCGGCGGGAAGGUCCGGCACGAGCCGAGCUACAAGUUCGCGGCGUUCAACGCCGGCCCGAGGAGUUGCCUCGGCAAGGACCUCGGGCUCAGCAACAUCAAGAUCGCCGCGGCGGCGGUGGUUUACAACUUCAGGGUGGAGCUCGUCGGCGGCCAUGUCGUGGAGCCCAAGGACUCGGUGGUGCUCCACACCAAGAACGGCCUCUUGGUUAGGGUCAAGAGGAGAGAAGCAGCUUGAGUGUGUUCUAACCAUGUUUUUUUAUAUAACGAUAUUAACUUCUAUAUUUAUGUUUAACAAUUCAUCUUAUUAAAAAAAUAUUUAAA
This is a messenger RNA of Oryza brachyantha (malo sina), 1704 nucleotides long. RefSeq names its product noroxomaritidine synthase 3-like. The record is from RefSeq and is a predicted model, not a curated record. Bases 53 to 1618 code for a protein of 521 amino acids. Gene Ontology annotation, molecular function: monooxygenase activity; heme binding; iron ion binding. Lineage: Eukaryota; Viridiplantae; Streptophyta; Magnoliopsida; Poales; Poaceae. The transcript has a single exon.